UGGUCUUUAUUCUUAUAAUACGCAGCCUCUUCAAAAGAGAGGGGCAGCAAUAAGAGAAAAAAGAGCAGAAGAAAAAAAACACGAGAGAGAUUCAUAAGUGAGAACAACCUGAAGAGAAGAGAAGAAGACACGAAGGAAAAGAAGAACAACCAAAAGGCCCCUGAUGUGUGAAACUGUGUGAUCCUGAUUUAAGUCCCACAGGUGAGGUUAUCACAAUGCAAUAAACUUUCACUUUCACUUUCUUCCAUCCAAACACACUCUGCUCCACUCACGGAUCUCUAUCCAGAUCCGCCACUCAGGGUCACUGAAAAUGACAAAGCUUAGUUCAAGUUGCAGCACUGGUUAUGUUUUGGCUCAUUACAGGAUUCCACUUCCCCUUCUUCUCUUAUCACAAUUCUUCUUUCAACUUUCAUGGUGUGGCUCCACAGUUAAGUUCCUUCCUGGAUUCGAGGGACCUCUUCCUUUUGUUCUUGAAACCGGAUAUGUGGGAGUGGGUGAAUCAGAGGAUGUGCAGGCAUUCUACUACUUCAUUGAGUCAGAGAACAAUCCAAAGGACGAUCCUCUCAUGCUUUGGCUCACUGGUGGCCCUGGUUGUUCAGCCCUCUCUGGUCUUGUCUCUGAAAUAGGUCCACUUGGUUUUAAACAUGAAGAGUAUAAUGGAAGCCUCCCAAAUUUGUUCUUGAGGCCACACUCAUGGACAAAGGUUAGUAGCAUUAUAUUCGUAGACUUGCCUGUUUCUACAGGCUUCACUUAUGCCACCACAAAGUCGGCUACUCAACGAAGUGAUUCCACACUAGUUCUCCAAGUCCAUCAAUUUCUUAGGAAGUGGUUGGUUGAUCAUCCAAAUUUUUUGACAAAUGAAGUUUACAUUGGUGGCGAUUCAUAUUCUGGAAUUCCUGUUCCGGCAGUGGUUCAAGAAAUUUUCCGAGGAAAUCAGAAAGGCGUUCAACCAUGGAUAAAUCUCCAGGGUUACCUGCUAGGGAAUGCACUAACAACUCGAAGAGAAGAGAACUAUCAAAUUCCCUUUUCUCACGGAAUGGCACUUAUAUCUGAUGAACUAUACGAGUCACUGCAAAAACAUUGUAAAGGAGAGUACAUAAAUGUAGACACCAGAAAUGCAUUAUGUUCCAGAGAUAUGGCGUCAUUUGACGCGGCUAUAUCAGGAAUUUCAGACACGUAUAUUUUGGAGCCAAAGUGCGAAUGGCUUGAUACGGACACAUCUCAGAGGAUAUCACUAAUUAAGAAAUAUCCCGCCAACAAGCUCUCAGAUACUCAUCUCAAUUUGCCACCCUUAAGCUGUGGAACUUAUGUAUACUUCCUCUGCGGUUUUUGGGCCAAUGAUGACAAUGUUCGCAGUGCACUGCAUAUCCGCAAGGGAAGUAUAGGAAAAUGGCGUCGGUGUACCUUGGAUAUACCUCACGAUAUGGAUAUUCCAGAAAGCUAUGGGUAUCAUGUAAACCUUAGUAGAAAAGGUUAUCGUUCACUGAUAUACAGUGGCGACCAUGACAUGAAAAUAGCUUUCUUGGCAACUCAGGCAUGGAUAAGAUCUUUGAACUACUCCAUCGUAGAUGAUUGGAGGCAAUGGUAUACAGAUGGCCAAGUUGCAGGAUACACAAGAACUUACUCCAAUCGUAUGACAUUUGCAACUGUGAAGGGUGGAAGCCACAUAGCUCCAGAGUCCAAUCCUAAAGAAUGCUUUGCUAUGUUCAGUAGAUGGUUAUCUAAGAGGCCUUUGUAGGAACAACCAAACUAGGUCAUCUACUAUGAGAGGCAAUCCUCGAGGUAGAUUUAUCUUUGUCAACCAAAUAAAGAUAGUUAUUAUCUUUCUAAAGACACCUUGCAAAUCCUACAAUUGGUAUUUGAAUAAUCGGAUAUUAAAGAUAUCAAGGAUGUGCCAAGUUAAAAGUGAUCACAUUGUAUUAAACAUUGUAUUAAAGUAUUUUUAUUGUUAUGUAUGUGAAAGAUUACAAGAACCUUAAUAUGUAGUAAUUUUAAUCCACAAUAGACAAAAUAGAAAUACAAAAGAACAAUCUCAUCUAUUGAUGAAUAGGUUUGGACCCUAUUUUUUAUUUUAUCGACAAUUGUUAGAUAUUAAUUUUUUGUUAAUGGAGAAGUUGAAUCCACGAUCUCUCUUAUCCUCUGAUA
This is a messenger RNA of Vigna unguiculata (cowpea), 2145 nucleotides long. RefSeq names its product serine carboxypeptidase-like 11. Lineage: Eukaryota; Viridiplantae; Streptophyta; Magnoliopsida; Fabales; Fabaceae. The record is from RefSeq and is a predicted model, not a curated record.